Emiliania huxleyi CCMP1516 is the source of this 1065-nucleotide messenger RNA. RefSeq lists its product as hypothetical. Bases 1 to 1065 code for a protein of 354 amino acids. The record is from RefSeq and is a predicted model, not a curated record. The transcript has 5 exons. Lineage: Eukaryota; Haptophyta; Isochrysidales; Noelaerhabdaceae.
AUGUACGAGAGCGCCUGCGGCUCUCGCACGAUCGCGGACUACCCUGGCUGGUCGUGGCUCGCCUCGCUCUGGCACGGCCUGCUGGCGAUGCCAAUCCUCGUGUCUGCGACCGUGCUCCUCCUCCCAACCACCACGGCUGGCGUGGACGGCUUCCUGCGCGAGGGGUGGGAGCGGAUGCCGUGGCCGCUCGAGCACGUCCACUACGCAAUCUUCGGGUACAUGCUCAAGGACUUUGUCCUCUACCCCGCCGGCAUCGAGCUCGGCUACCUCGUCCACCACCUCAUCACCAUCGCCGGCUGCACUCUCUGCCUCCACCUCCCCGCCGGCGCAGCGCUCACCACUCUCAACGGCGCGCAGGCGGAGGUGAGCUCGAGCCUCUUCAGCGUGCGCCAUGUCUGGCCCUCGCCGCCCACCCGGCUACUCUACUACCUCUCGAUGAGCGCCUCGAACGCCCUGGGUGCACUCCUCGCCCUCCGCCUCGCCGACAUCGAUACGCUCCCGCGCAGCCUCACCACCGCCUACGCCGGCGCUCUGCUGCUCGACCUUGCAGAUUGGGUCGGCGGCAAGGCAGGCGGCAAGGGACGGGGCAAGGGAGGCGCCGAGGGAGGCGAGGGGCAGCCGCUGCUUGGCCCCUUCCCGCCCGGCCUCGGGUACACUCCCAAGAGCAAGGCGCUGCACGCGUCGAGGCGGGCCGCCGCUGGACAGCGGGGCGAGACGGGCCUCGACGGCGCCGCCUGGCGCGUCGCGUCGCCGCGCAGGAGGUCGGCUCUGCUCUUGGAUUUCCCGGAAGACGGCGUCAAGAAGAAGCUCCCCCAGAAGCACUACGGAAUAAAGCCUGCGUGGUUCGCGUCCACGGCCAAGGCAAAGACCGACACGAGGCCAUACACCAACGCGGUGCUGCGCCUGGACUCAACCGGUUGCGUGAGCAUGUACGCCGCGCCGAUCGCCGUGGCCAGCAACGUAUUCCCCUCGAUCCGAUUCGAGGUGGUGGCCCAUGCGACCAAAUUCGCCCCGUCCUUACCAGCACCUGCCAGUGCGCUCAACCAUUUCACACAGUCCUCGUAG